AGGCAGCGGAACGCGGGAGCAGGGCGCGGGCCGGCGGGGGAAGGCGCAGCCGCCGCACCGCUCCCCCGGUCACCUUCGGCGGACGGCAGCCAUGGCGUUCCUGCCCGACGAGUCGCGGUCGCUGCCGCCGCCGCCGCUCCUCAACAGGGGCUCGGUGUGGCUCGGGUUCGCGGGGUGGCUGGCAGCGCUGCUGGACAACGCCUUUAACCGGCGCCCCGUCUUGCGAGCCGGUGUUCACCGGCAGAUCCUGUUCGCUACCGUGGGCUGCUUUGUUGGCUACCAGCUUGUGAAACGCACCGACUACGUGCAUGCCAAGGUGGACAGAGAGCUCUUUGAGUACAUCAGGCACCACCCGGCAGACUUCCCAGCAACAGAAAAGAAAAGAAUAGGGCAGCUCUUGGAGGAUUUCCACCCAAUUCGUUGAGAAUUUCUCCAGUGGUCACACAUCACAGGAUGAAUUCCUGCCAUCCUAAGAACUUCAGCAAGGUGGCUGCAACUCUUGAACCGUCCAUGGCUUAAAAGAUGAAACUUUACUCACUUUCAUGUAAUAAAAGCUUAGUUAAAUAGUUAGUGUUUAAUUAUUUGUUCUUCUGUUGCUUUAUGGUUUGUCAGUAUGCGGAUGACUGAUAUUUGUAAUAGAAUAACAACCUUGAUUAAUGUUUUUUUUAAGCUCUUUUAAUUGCAAGAGUGGAAGGUUGUUAACACAACAUGUGUUGUGUAAAACUCAGAGAGCAGUUCUGUAGGUUAAUCUUCUUUAUUUCUCAGUAGCAUUUCUCCUGACCCUUGAACAUGUUCAUGGCCAGCCCCUGCAGAUGCUGUACCCAAAGUCGCACUGUGAAAUUCAAUCUGAACAGCAAACAAAAUACAUUCUUACCCUAAUUAA
This is a messenger RNA of Catharus ustulatus (Swainson's thrush), 883 nucleotides long. RefSeq names its product NADH:ubiquinone oxidoreductase subunit C2 (gene NDUFC2). Gene Ontology annotation, cellular component: mitochondrial inner membrane. The record is from RefSeq and is a predicted model, not a curated record. Gene Ontology annotation, biological process: mitochondrial electron transport, NADH to ubiquinone. Lineage: Eukaryota; Metazoa; Chordata; Aves; Passeriformes; Turdidae. The transcript is spliced from 3 exons. Bases 92 to 424 code for a protein of 110 amino acids.